CAUGUCGCUCAUGGUCGUCAGCAUGGCGUGUGUUGGGUUCUUCUUGCUGCAGGGGGCCUGGACACAUGAGGGUGGUCAGGACAAGCCCUUCCUCUCUGCCUGGCCCAGCCCUGUGGUGUCUGAAGGAGAACAUGUGGCUCUUCAGUGUCGCUCUCGUCUUGGGUUUAACGAAUUCAGUCUGUCCAAAGAAGACGGGAUGCCUGUCCCUGAGCUCUACAACAGAGUAUUCCGAAACACCGUUUUCAUAGGCCCUGUGACCCCAGCACAUGCAGGGACCUACAGAUGUCGGGGUUCACACCCACACUUCCUCACUGGGUGGUCAGCACCCAGCAACCCCCUGGUGAUCAUGGUCACAGGAGUCCACAGAAAACCUUCCCUCCUGGCCCACCCAGGUCCCCUGGUGAAAUCAGAAGAGACAGUCAUCCUGCAAUGUUGGUCAGAUGUCAUGUUUGAGCACUUCCUUCUGCACAGAGAGGGGAAGUUUAAUGACACUUUGCGCCUCACUGGAGAGCUCCAUGAUGGGGUCUCCAAGGCCAACUUCUCCAUCGGUCGCAUGACGCAAGACCUUGCAGGGACCUACAGAUGCUACGGUUCUGUUCCUCAUUCCCCCUAUCAGUUGUCAGCUCCCAGUGACCCUCUGGACAUCGUGAUUACAGGUCUAUGUGGGAAACCUUCUCUCUCAGCCCAGCCGCGCCCCAUGGUUAAGGCAGGAGAGAGCGUGACCUUGUCCUGCAGCUCCCGGAGCUCCUAUGACAUCUACCAUCUAUCAAGGGAGGGGGAGGCUCAUGAACUUAGGUUCCCUGCAGUGCCCAAGGUCAAUGGAACCUUCCAGGCCAACUUUCCUCUGGGCCCUGCCACCCACGGAGGGACCUACAGAUGCUUCGGCUCUUUCCGUGACUCUCCCUACGAGUGGUCAGACCUUAGUGACCCACUGCUUGUUUCUGUCACAGAUUCUAUGAAGGAGAAAGGAAAAGAUGUGAUACUGUAAUUUUGCUCCAUUUGUCUAAAAUGAGUAGGCUGCAACUCCUCUUGAAGUGAUACCUUUUCUAGCUCUUGUUGGAGGUGUCUCAGGACUCAUUACUUCGGGGAACCUGCAACUGUGUCAGUCUGGGGAAACUGCAAAUAUUCUUGUCUUACAUUUGUCUCCAGCCAAUUGUGAUGGACUCCAGUGACCUGCAAUUGCUGUUAUUGCAGGUAAAAUGUACCUGAGUCAGGCCACAGUUCUCCUGGACUAUGAGCCCCUGGCCAUGUUCCUGAGGCAAUUCUGUUCAUCUAAAUAUAAUAAUAAUAACAC
This is a messenger RNA of Homo sapiens (human), 1294 nucleotides long. RefSeq names its product putative killer cell immunoglobulin-like receptor like protein KIR3DP1. The coding region runs from base 2 to 988 and encodes 328 amino acids. The transcript is spliced from 6 exons. NCBI's taxonomy places the organism in Eukaryota, Metazoa, Chordata, Mammalia, Primates, Hominidae. The record is from RefSeq and is a predicted model, not a curated record.